This is a messenger RNA of Endocarpon pusillum Z07020, 981 nucleotides long. RefSeq lists its product as uncharacterized. The record is from RefSeq and is a predicted model, not a curated record. The transcript is spliced from 6 exons. The coding region runs from base 1 to 981 and encodes 326 amino acids. NCBI's taxonomy places the organism in Eukaryota, Fungi, Ascomycota, Eurotiomycetes, Verrucariales, Verrucariaceae.
AUGAAGUCCAAUCAGGCUACCACAACUGUUGUCGUUUGCACCGUCUUCCCCAUAUUUGCAUUGCUUGCAGUGUGUCUUCGGGUGUAUUCCCAAAAACUCAAAGGCAAUAACGUCCAUGCCGACGAAUACAUCAUCUUUUCUGGCCUGGUAGUCGUGUAUGUGCUAUGCGGUUUGAUGGUUUAUGGGGCUGCGGACGGUGGAGUGGGAUGGCAUAUUCAAGACUUGCAAGGACGGGCGGGACGCGCCUAUAUCAAAAUUAUCUUCUUUGGCCUACUUCUCUGGGCUGCCUCGAUCACUUUGGUCCGGAUAAGCCUCCUUGUCUUCUAUCGGCGGAUUUUCACGUUGAAACCUUUCCAAAUUGCCAAUAAUGUCCUGAUCGGUGUCAAUAUAGCGUGGUUUACCUCGUUAUUCUUUGGAGCAAUAUUCUCGUCCUCCUUGGAGACGAUAGUUCAGGCUAGGAUCAAUUAUCCCGCUUGGCUUCUUGUCAAUGGUACUUUGGACAUGGUCCUGGACAUUAUGACGCUCUGUAUGCCUCUUUUUGUCAUUAGGACACUUCAAAUCGGUGUCAAGAAAAAGUUCACGUUGGCCGGGAUCUUCUCGCUAGGCUUUUUCUGCAUUGUUGCUUCCGCUGUCCGUCUGGGGUAUUAUAUACAGCUUAUCAAAAUGAGACAGGCUGAUCGCCAUUUUUCCACUAUCACUUUCAACUGUGUCCUCUGGUCAGUUAUCGAGCCAUGUGCCUCGAUCAUUGCAGCUUGCCUUCCCACAUAUGGCCCUUUGUUCGAAGAAGGCCAUGGAUUAACUACCAUCUUUCGCUCUAUUGCGUCCAAGGUUCCCCUCACAAGCAACAAGUCUCACAUUUCCCUUUUCUCCGCCCAUGAGGACCAGCUUCAAAAGAUGUACCGAAACAAGACGCAAUCAAGCUCCAAGGAGAGACUCAAGAACAACACUGUUGGAAACGAAUUUGAGAUACCCGUUGCGUAG